AUGCCUCCACGAAAAUCCGACGUUACUGAGCCAAAGACACCUACACGUCGUUCAAAGCGAGGACAGCCCCUCGUUACGACCGCAACAUCGGGGAUUUUCGACCUUUCUUGGUGUGGCAGCCCAACGCACGUUCACCCACUCAAUGCCGAACUAGAUCUCCGACUUGAAGAUCGCGAAGAAUGGGAGAGACUCGAUGAAGUGGAAAGGCAAGAAAAGACGACGCUGUUUUACGAUGCUUUCCAACGAAGGAGACCAACAAUUACGAAGAAGUCAUACGGAAAGAAAAAGGCGUCGGCGAAAGAGGCUAUAAAGAACAUCGAGACAUUUCAAGUCGGAGACACGGUCCUCGUUUCCAACGGAAAUAACAGAUAUCCUAGCGUUGCAGUCAUAACUGCAUUAUGGGAGACUGAUCUGGGCGAGACCGGUAAGGAGAUGCUGUCAAAGGACAUGUACGUUCGGGUACAUUGGUUUUUGAGGCCCAAAGAAUUGCCUAGUAAUGAGAUAUAUUACACUCUCUCGGAAAGUGUGAUCUUGGACACACCUGAAGCUAUAAUACGGCAUUGUGUUAUUCACGACAUUUUACCGAAGGGGGAAGACAGCGCCGAUAGUGAUGGGGAAGGCUCACAGCAAAGCUUCAUCUGUCGAUUCGCAGUGAAUUCUCGCCGUGGACUAUAUUAUACGUUUUGCUGGAGAAAUCAUCAUAAAGCGGCGCUGGCCGCUAUGAACCGUGGAACAAGGGACCAACGGGCAUCCGGUGAAUUUUGGAGAGUCUUGGUAGAUGCCUUCCCAAGUAAGCCGAAGCCGCGUGGGAAGGGACGAGAAGACGUAGUUCCAGGAACAGACGAAUUCAGCGACGACCAUUCUGACGAUGCCUACGUAGAAUCGUCGAACGAUGCUGACGAUGACGAUGAGCUUCCAGUCGCAGGGACAGCAGAAAGCGAAGAAGAGGAAGAAAUCUUCGACGAAGAGGAUUACGAGGAACCCAGGACACCAAACAGAAAGCGGAAACAGAAUGCUGCAACGACGCCUCGAAAACGCCUAACACGAGCCAUUGCUCAACCUACCCCUCAUUCGAAAGCCGCUCUAGCUCGAAGAGCACAAUCCUCGCCCAAGAAACGUCAAAAGUUCACGAGACUUCUGCAGGUACCCUACGUUGCCGAUAACUUUAUCAACGCCCUGCCAGAGGAUCCGUGGUUGCGCGCAAUGCAUGCUUUACAUGUGGGCAGUCGUCCAGAUGCUUUGCCAUGCAGAGAUGGCGAAUAUCAGCACGUUCUUCGCAGCGUGCGGGACCUCUUGGAGGAAAGUAGUGGUGGGUGUAUUUAUAUAUCGGGCGUCCCUGGUACAGGAAAGACGGCAACAAUACAUGCGGUUGUUCGCGAGCUGAAAAAGUUGGCAGAAGCCAGUGAGAUUAAUCCAUUUACUUAUGUUGAGAUUAAUGGGCUUCGGAUUCCCGAACCUAGCACUGCUUAUAACGUGCUAUGGGAGAGCAUUUCUGGACAUGAUGUUAAGAAAGACGGACAUCUGCAAAUCAGUGCUAAAGAAAGUCUCAAAGCAUUGACGAAUUACUUUGCUUGUAGAUAUGCCAAAGGUCCUGGAGGCCAUGCAUGCGUCGUUUUGAUGGACGAACUAGAUCAACUCGUCACAGCAAGGCAGGAUGUCGUUUACAACUUUUUUAACUGGCCUACCAUCGCCGGAAGUCAGCUUGUCGUCAUCGCUGUUGCAAAUACCAUGGAUCUUCCAGAACGAGUAAUGACAGGAAGAGUCAGGAGUCGAUUGGGAAUGGUUCGUAUCAACUUCAAGCCGUACAAGGUCGCGCAGUUGACGGAGAUCGUCAAUGCGAGGCUAGAAAGUGCUAAGAAAAGUCUUGGGGAUGAAACCCCCGAUGUCAUCAAUAAGGAUGGAAUCAAAUUCGCGGCCAUGAAAGUGAGCGCAAUCAGCGGUGAUGCUCGGAGGGUAUUGGAUAUUUGCCGGUACAUUAUUCAGUUGUCUGAAGAAGGUAUCACUGACAAUGUACCUUUUAGACGCUCUGUAGAAACUGUUCGUCCGGAAAAGAAAACGGCCUCUUUACCUACGGUUAAGGAGGUAAUAAGUGUUAUGCAGAACAGUCCGACGGCUGCCUAUCUGCGGGACUGCAGCUUCCAUGAACGGUUGAUGCUCGCGGCACUGGUAAAAUGCGUCAAGCGUGAGGGUGUGGAAGAGAUCAAAUGGGGUGAGGUUCAACACCAACACCUGAUCUACAUGAACGUGCUCACUUCUGAGUCUGAUCCGACACGAAAGCCUACAGCACACGAGCUCAAUAUUGUGCUGGAAUCGCUGAUAGCGUCUCGGGCCAUACUUAUAGAAGAUGGGUUUGGUGCGUCGAGGAAGGCGGAAGGAGAUAGGAAGAUCAUCCUGAACCUGGAACAGAGUGAAGUGGAAAGGGUCCUUAGUGAAGUAGGAGGUUCAAGAUGGAAGAAUGUGCUUAGUGUAUGAUGUUCUUGACGUUUGGUUUUAUGAACGUAUGGUGUGCCUUCGUAUCUGUGGAAUUGGUUUUUUUUUUAACUUGUAAAACAUCGGCGCCAUACUUCCUAUAUGAUGUCUACUCCACUAGAACUGAAACCUG
This is a messenger RNA of Guyanagaster necrorhizus, 2602 nucleotides long. RefSeq names its product P-loop containing nucleoside triphosphate hydrolase protein. Gene Ontology annotation, biological process: mitotic DNA replication checkpoint signaling; DNA replication initiation. Lineage: Eukaryota; Fungi; Basidiomycota; Agaricomycetes; Agaricales; Physalacriaceae. Gene Ontology annotation, cellular component: nuclear origin of replication recognition complex. Bases 1 to 2472 code for a protein of 823 amino acids. The record is from RefSeq and is a predicted model, not a curated record. Gene Ontology annotation, molecular function: ATP hydrolysis activity; chromatin binding; DNA replication origin binding. The transcript has 8 exons.